Coccomyxa subellipsoidea C-169 is the source of this 1866-nucleotide messenger RNA. RefSeq names its product ABC1-domain-containing protein. Bases 1 to 1866 code for a protein of 621 amino acids. The record is from RefSeq and is a predicted model, not a curated record. Lineage: Eukaryota; Viridiplantae; Chlorophyta; Trebouxiophyceae; Coccomyxaceae. The transcript has 14 exons.
AUGGGCGGCUACAGCACGCAGACAGUGGUCUGCCUGGCGCUUGGAGUUCUGGCACUUGGGUUGGCAUCCUCGUCUGGAGAGGGCGCGGGAGAUGAAUCAGGGGUGGAUGUACCACUGCCCUGGGAGUAUGACGCGGACGCCGUGGCCGAGUACUGGGCUCGCAGGCCUGUGGCGGUGGCGCAUCGGACGGCGGAGGUGCUUUCGACGGCGGCGGCUGUCGGCGCUGGGCUGCUCUAUGACCGCCUGACCGGCGGCCUCGACAGAAAUGCGCCGCAGAGAGCUGCGCAGGUGAGGUCGGCGGUGGAGCGAUUGGGACCGGCUUAUGUGAAGGUGGCGCAGGCUGUGAGCACGCGAGUGGACAUUCUCAGCCCGGCCUACCUCAUAGAGAUCGAACGCCUGCAGGACAGAGUGCCCCCAUUCCCCACAUCAGACGCGCUGCUGACGAUGGCGGCUGCCUGGCAGCGGCCGCCGAUGGAAGUUCUGGCGUCUGUCAGUGCAGAGCCCAUCGCUGCUGCCUCGCUCGGCCAGGCGCGCCCUAAACUUAUCAAUAAUUUGUCAGAAGUUGCGGUGAAGGUGCAACGGCCGGCGCUUAGAAGAGCGAUCGCGCUCGAUUUGUUUCUCAUGCGCCGCCUCGCGCUCUUUGUGAAGACAAUUCCAGAGAUAAACACAGACUGGGUGGGCCUCAUAGACGAGUGGGCGGGGCGGUUCUUCCAGGAGCUGGACUAUGAGAGGGAGGCCAGGAACGCCGUUGUAUUCAGGGACCAGAUGGCCGACCUGGGAGGAAUCACAGUAGCUGAGGUGUAUGAGAAUCUGACCAGCCGGGAAAUCCUCACAACUGCAUGGGUGCAAGGGGAGAAGCUGAGUGAGAGCACUGCGGCGGACGUGCGCGAGCUCUGCUCCACACUCCUCAACUGCUAUCUCAUCCAGCUGCUGGAGACAGGGCUCCUGCACGCCGAUCCACAUCCUGGCAAUCUGCUGAGAACUGCGGACGGCCGCAUCUGUAUCCUGGACUUUGGCCUGAUGACCGAGGUGGCGCCUGAAAGGAGACUGGCUCUGGUCGAGUACAUAGCGCACCUCAGCGUGCAGGACUGGGCCGGCGUUGCUAAGGACCUCGUCAACCUGGGGUUCACCCCCGAAGGCGCGCCGGACCCGGGUGAAGCUGGGCUGGUUGAGCCGUUGGGGGCGGUGCUGAGUCAGCUGAGUGCCGGCGGGGGGGCCAAGGGAAUCAACAUCGAUGAUGUCACCGCUCAGCUCGAGCGCCUGACGCGCGAAUACCCCUUCGAGGCGCGACCCCUUCUUGCUUUCUUUUACCCCUUGACGCGAAUUCCCUCAUAUUUCGCUCUGAUCCUGCGCGCCUUCAGCGUCAUCGAAGGCAUCGCUUUGCGAGUUGACCCCCAGUACUCCAUCGUCCAGGAGUGCUUCCCUUAUAUAGCGCGCCGGUUGCUGACUGACAACCACCCUCGCACGCGUGCAGCUCUGCAGCAACUGCUCUACGCCAACAAAUCGCGCAUCGACAUUGGUCGGCUGAAGCGGCUGUCGAGCGCGUUUGGCCGGUACACGGUCAGCGGCCUGACAGUGACUAACCCCCAAGCGGCGGUGACUAAUCCGGCGGGGGGAUCCGGCGCGCCUGUUUUGGACGGCACUGCCAAGGAGGCUCUGAGGCUAGUGUUCAGCCAGGAGGGCAGCUAUGCACAGGUAAGAAUUUGUGCUGCAAGCACAUUUCUGCUACGUUCCUCUUUCUGUUAUCAUUAUCACCUGCGUAGCAGCAGCGUGUCAAUGACAGCCUCCCAAAUCUCCCUAUCUUGGGCUCUCCUCCCCAAGUCAAGGAUUUACAGUUUCAGAAGGAUUUGCAGGUGCCCUUUCUAG